UCGGAAGUAAGCCCCACCUAGUUCAGUGGAGCCUGUUCCCAACAAUGGAGGAGGCCAGCGUCGUGGAGGAAGGAGAAGUGACCUCGGGGAUGCAGUCCUUGGCAGUGGAAGACGGGCCUGCCUCAGAGCUGGCCACCCCCACGGAGGAACAAGAGGAGGCGCCAGGAGAAGCAGAGGGGGAACAGGCAGGAGAGGGAGGUGAAUCUGCCGAGGAGGAUUGGUGCGUGCCCUGCAGUGAUGAGGAGCUGGACUCCCCAGACAACUGGAUGCCUCCCCCUGGGGAGAUCCGCCGCCUCUACGAACUCAUUGCUGCCCAGGGGACUCUGGAAAUCCAGGCGGAAAUUUUGCCCCGACGCAACCCCACCCCGGAGCCUGACAGUGAAGAUGAGGAUAAAUCCGAGGGGGAGCCUGACAAUCAGGAAGAAGAGGAGGAAGAAAAGCCUCACGUGCCAACAGAAUUUGACUUUGACGAUGAGCCUAUCUCACCCAAAAGCUCCUUGAUCGAUCGCCGGAGAACCCCUGGGACUUUGGCCAAGAGCCAGAAGAGGGAGGCCCGCAUGGAUAAGGUGCUGUCAGACAUGAAGCGCCACAAAGUCUUAGAGGAGCAGAUUUUGAAGACCGGCAGGGACCUCUUUGACCUCGACUCUGACGAUGUGCCCACUCCAAAACGGCCUCCGGGUCUUUUCUUGCGCCAGCGCAAAUACUAA
Euleptes europaea (tarantolino) is the source of this 707-nucleotide messenger RNA. It is a transcript of the gene PAGR1, whose product is annotated as PAXIP1 associated glutamate rich protein 1. The record is from RefSeq and is a predicted model, not a curated record. NCBI's taxonomy places the organism in Eukaryota, Metazoa, Chordata, Lepidosauria, Squamata, Sphaerodactylidae. The transcript is spliced from 4 exons. The coding region runs from base 45 to 707 and encodes 220 amino acids.